UACUUUGAUGAGAUGAGCUCCGAAGUGUCGGUAUCAUGUGUUGCAUAAAUACUUAUAUACGUAUCUGCUGGUACUGAAUAACAAGGACAAUAGCAGCACCAGCGUUUUGUCCCACGUGAGGCACUGGUCCUCACCGCGCAUCUGGGUGCCCCGCCUGGCUGAUCGCGGAUCGUGUGGCCCGAUGUACCAAACAAGAAAGAGAAGCAGCUCGGGGCUCCGUAGGGGCUCCCGUGUUGACCGUAGGAAGACUCGAGUAAGCUUCCUAGGCUACCUAAAGGACUCCGACGACAGCGGCUCCGACACCGCAGAAAGCGCCUCCGACACCGCGGACAGUGUGCCCGACCCCGCGGACAGUGUCCCCGGCACCGCGGACACCGCCUCCAGCAACGCCGUGCAUAGCAAUUCUGAUGAUGCAGAGGACCGCCAGGACGAGAAGCAGCCGGCCGGAAGCGCCAGCGACGAGGAGGAGGCGUGUGCGGCGCCCCGGGCGGGGAGAAAGCGCUCCUCUACCGCAGUUUUCGCUGACAGCUCCAGUAGCUCCGACAGCGACGAAGUGGGCCGACCUGUCCGAAAGGUGCUGCCUAAAAAACGUAUGAAUGUGCAGAGACCGCUGUCCGAAUCGGACGCGGAGGAAGAGGGGGACGGAGCUCGGCCGGAGAGGGAGAAGGAGAAAAAAAGGGAAAGGCGGGCUAAGCUUUUGGAACUAUCGCAGAGGAGGAGGGCGAAGACCGGCCGCCCUGUACGCGGGACGGCGGAGGGCUCAGGAAAAGACGACGACACCGAUGAUGAUGAAGAUGCUACCUGCACGUUGCUGCACAGCAGUGAGGAAGGGACAGAGAGUGACAGUCUGAAAGACUUCAUAGUGGAGGAUGAGGAGCAGAAAGAUGGAGAUGAAGGGGAGAGCCAGGAGAGAUCCCUCCUCUCCUAUCAUCUUCCACAGAUGGCGCUCGGCUCCCAGCGGGACCACUUUGAGCUGGUGGUGAAGGCCUUGCUAAUAAAUGCACGUGACCAGACGUUCCUCCAGUCACUGUAUGACGGAGUCCGGACAAAGCGAUACGCGCGCGAGAUGCAGAAAUCCCUGCACCACCUGGACGAGCGCACUGUCAUCCCCCGGCUGGUGAAUCUGAAGCAGAGGAGCCGCUGGAGCGAGCGCUACAAGGAGAGAGUGGAGUGUUACCCCAACGUGAAAAUUCUGAGUAUAGGUCGCUGUGACCGAAUUUGUGAGGCCUGUCAGCUCCACAGGCACACCCGCUUCUGCGUGCACCUCUCUGGGCAGCUCUAUGACGGCAAGACCCUGCAGGAGGACACCUUCAUGCCUAAUGACACACAGGUCUUCCGGGUAGGGAUAGUCUGUGCCAACCGUACGGAGGUCUACCACCAGCUGAAGCACUUCAAGUACCACCUGUCCCGUCGGUGUAAGGCAGAGUUGGAGAAGGAAGAGGAAGCUCCUGUGAAGGAUAUGGUCGGCAAGGCAUUUUCUCGGCUGCGGGCUUGUGGCUGGAUCAGACAGCAAUAUGAAGAUUUCGAGGACCACCUGAACAAAGCUGAUUACUUUCAAGAAGAAAAACUGGACUAAUGAAUCAAGCCAGAAUAAUAACAUCCUCUCAUUGAUCUCUUUUUACAGUUCUGGUUCUGAUGAUGCAAUGUGUGUAAGUGAAGCUUUUAGUCUGGAUCACUGAGCACCUUUCUAUGUGUCGCUUGCAUUUCCCUGGAUGGUCUUUCAUUGUACAUCUUUUAUCUUCAGUUUGGUUGCAAAUACUCCAGAAACAAAGAUAUCCUUAUUGUAUUUGUUUGUUUGGUUUUACCUGGCUGUAAGUAUGCCAAACGCUGCUGAGCUUUUCAGAGAAGCGGAGGAGGCAGGCAUGACUAAGUCACAUAUGCCGGUUUACUUAUUGCCGUACAGUCAAUAUUUCUCAGUUAAUGUACAUUUUGGACCAAUAUUGUCUUUGAACUCAAGUCACUGUUUUUAAAUUUAAUUCUUGUACAAACGUUCCUGUUGUCAACAUUCUUUAUUUGUAGCUGCAAAAUUAAUGGUUUUCGUUCACCUGUUGCAUGCAGAACAUUAACUUAUCACCGCAGUCUAAAUCCAUCUGGCCUACCGCUUCACUGGCUAUCGAUCUACGGUAUCGCAGUUGUGACAAAAAGUGCAAACUCAAAUGCAACAUCACGGAGCCAUGUACAGGUUAAUGGUUUGUUUUAGUAUAUUUUUCUCUAGAAUCAGGUCCUUUGUACAAACCUAUUAACAUAAAAGCAUUUCACUUUCUAUUGGAACACAUGCAUUUUCAUCGGCAAAGAUCCACUCGGAGGUUAGAGUUUGCGACAUAACCAUAUACAGUCGAACCUCGUUACUACAUACCCCGGAUACAAUGUUUUCACCUUUUCAACGUACAGGUUUCUAAUUCCCAUUUUUAGCCUAUGUAUUAUUCCAGUAUCAGCCAUUGUUUACAGCGUACACCCUUACAACGUAAACUUCGAUACAACAUCCAAAUUUCUAGAGAAAAUACGAAAACUAACCAUCGUUACAACGUACAGCGCUCUCCCCGCCCACCACAACUUGUGUCGCUACAUCUACCUGUAUCUACCUGAUCUUCGCCCGACAAUGCACAUUUGUCUUGAUUUAAUUUGACCAAUAUUUCAUUAAUAUUUUCAGGCCAAAUGCCAAUGUGGAUACGAAUGUUUAUUUUAAAAAUCCAUUUUGAUCAGCCGUUGUGUAUUUUCGUUGCCGUUUAUCGCCGGCCGGCACUAAGUAAUCGUGAGUAAUUUAAGGAAAAUUUCAAGGAUCCAAAUUGAGCUUUGUCGAAUUAUUUAACAAGUAAUGAUGGGUUCGUUUGUUUUGUAGUCAAUUUAAGUCUAUUAAAGUUUUAUAAUUUACAUGGA
Messenger RNA from Brienomyrus brachyistius, 2877 nucleotides. RefSeq names its product coiled-coil domain containing 82 (gene ccdc82). NCBI's taxonomy places the organism in Eukaryota, Metazoa, Chordata, Actinopteri, Osteoglossiformes, Mormyridae. The coding region runs from base 182 to 1576 and encodes 464 amino acids. The transcript is spliced from 7 exons. Gene Ontology annotation, cellular component: nucleus. The record is from RefSeq and is a predicted model, not a curated record.